This is a messenger RNA of Mauremys reevesii (Reeves's turtle), 2007 nucleotides long. It is a transcript of the gene KAZALD1, whose product is annotated as Kazal type serine peptidase inhibitor domain 1. Gene Ontology annotation, biological process: regulation of signal transduction; regulation of cell growth. Gene Ontology annotation, molecular function: insulin-like growth factor binding. Gene Ontology annotation, cellular component: extracellular region. NCBI's taxonomy places the organism in Eukaryota, Metazoa, Chordata, Testudines, Geoemydidae. The record is from RefSeq and is a predicted model, not a curated record. Bases 150 to 1052 code for a protein of 300 amino acids. The transcript has 5 exons.
GCGAGCGAGCCCGCUGGAGAAGCCACUCGGCCGGCGGGGCCCCCCCAGGCGUUAAUGGCUUCUUGGCUUUGAAGAGGGAGAGGCUGCCCGGGGUCCAGUGUCUAAGUGAUGGUGGCGGCCGGGCUCCGAGACCCAGAGAGCCCGUGAGAAUGUCCAAACCUGCCAACCCAGCCCCCUCUCAACUCCUCUCUCUCUUGUUGUGUUUGAGCUGGGCCCUGCCAUGGCCCUGCAGGGCGCUGCCCAGUGCCCCGGACUACCUGCAGCGCGGCUGGCAAAGGCUGCUGGAGGAAGGAGAGAGCUGCUCGGACUGCAGCCCGGAGGAAUGCCCCACGCCCCGGGGAUGCCUGGCCGGCCUGGUGCGGGACCCGUGCGAGUGCUGCUGGGAGUGUGCCAACCUGGAGGGGCAGAUCUGCGACCUGGACAACACCAAUCACUUCUACGGGAAGUGCGGGGACCACCUGGAGUGCAAGCUGGACACGGGGGACCUCCGGAAGGGCGAGGUGCCUGAGCCCCAGUGCGCUUGCCUCUCCAGCCAGACCCUGUGUGGCUCUGAUGGCAAGACCUACGCCCAGAUCUGCAAGUUCCAGGAGGUGUUUCAUGCCCAUCCCGAGGCAAAUCUCACCGUGGCCCACGAGGGACCCUGUGAAUCAGAGCCCCAGAUCUUGUCUCCUCCCUACGACGUGUGGAACGUCACCGGGCAGGACGUGAUCUUCGGCUGCGAGGUCUUUGCCUACCCCAUGGCGUCCAUCGAGUGGCGGAAGGACGGCGCGGAGAUCCUGUUGCCGGGAGAUGACCCCCACAUCUCCGUCCAGUUCAGGGGCGGCCCCCAGAAAUACGAAGUGACCGGCUGGCUGCAGAUCCAGGGCGUCCGGGUGACGGACGAGGGCACCUACCGCUGCUUCGCCAGGAACAGGGUCGGGGAGGUGGCUGCGCUCGCCAGCUUGACCGUGCUGACGCCGGAUCAGCUGAACAUGACAGGGCUGUCCCUGCCCAGGCCACGCCCGGGGCCCGAGGACGACGCGGAGAGCGAGGAGUUGGACGAUUAUUACUAACGGCUGCAGCGGGGAGGUGGGACCAAGCUCGGGAUCCAGGAGGGAGACGUCGUCCGCCAGCCUUCCUCCUCUAUGGCAGUGCGAGGCGUGGACACCCGGCCUCCUUCCUCGGGAACCUCUGCGGGUGGAGUUUGGGGAGAUCCUCUGAGCAGACCCCUCCCCCCCACAUGGAAACUCCUGCUAUAAACAGUUUUGCGUUGAGAUCUUUGGGGCGGGGGGUGUCCAUCUUUCAAUAUAUCCCUUUGCUGGGUGAAGGGGGCAGCAGCAGGGUGGGGGGAGGGAGGGCUUAUUAGGUGUCUAGUGGCUCCCAGGAGAGGUGAAUGCGAACGGCACCGUGGAACCGUGCAAAGAGCGUCUCCCGAUUCAGAGCAGCUCAGCACAAGUGGCUAUGGGAGCCCAGCAAACAGGGGCUCGGCUAAGCUCCUUUCUGGCUCCCCUGCUACCAACAGACCUGGGGGAUCCCGGUCAGACACACCCACCCACUCACCAAGUCAGCCUGGCCACUACCUGUCUGCUCCGAUGUCCGGCUACCAGCUGGUAACCAAAUCAGGGCCCGACGGGCCUAGCCGGGAAGUGCGCUUUGGAAAUCCUUGGUGCAGCUGGUCCCUUGGUCUUGGGGCGAUUCGGAGCCACUCUCCUAAGGCGGGGAGCCACCCUCGAGGAGCGGAAGGACUCGCUUCCCAGGUUAGGGUGCUGCCACGGUACGGACCGACAGGCUGGGGGGUUGGAAAUGGGAUUCAGAAUCCAGCCCCUGCGGAGCGACACAGAGGGCUUGUCACUAACCCGUGAGGACGACCACGCCCCAUUCCCAGCAGCCUGCAUGUUACCAGCUCUGUAGCCCCCCGCUGCAGUACGGUGACAGCCAGGCCUGGGGCCAUGCUGGUGCCUGCAGCUGGAACGGGCUCUCGGAGCGGUUUGAUCAGCCUGCGGGUUAGCACCCAACCGUAGAAAGGUU